Dermacentor albipictus is the source of this 1099-nucleotide messenger RNA. Its product is annotated as isoinhibitor K-like. Gene Ontology annotation, molecular function: serine-type endopeptidase inhibitor activity. Gene Ontology annotation, biological process: negative regulation of peptidase activity. NCBI's taxonomy places the organism in Eukaryota, Metazoa, Arthropoda, Arachnida, Ixodida, Ixodidae. The record is from RefSeq and is a predicted model, not a curated record.
CAAUCUCUUUCCUUUUGCGGACACAUUUCCUACCCCGUGCGUAACACCGCGCAGAGCCGCCAGACCGCGGCAAGGGACGCCUGCGCGCCCUCCGGCACGUGCGCCGCGGCGUCCUGAGGAAACCGGAACCCCGAGCGGCAUUUCUCGGCAGGAUGGAGGUCGCCAAAUAUAUUUAAACGGCGCCGCCCAGCCUGGAGUGAAUCUCUUCAAGGACGACCGCGCGGAAAUCUCACGUGUCAACGAUGCUUCGAGUGUCUGCUUUGGCGGCCUUGCUUCUUCUGGCCAUAUCCUUCCAGGACGCCAGUGCACAGGGCAAACCAAACCUGUGCUACCUUCCCCCUCGUACGGGUCUCUGCCUCGCCUACUUCCCAUCGUUCUACUACGACAGCUCUUCCGGAACAUGCCGUUCGUUCGUCUACGGUGGAUGCCAGGGAAACGAAAACCGAUUCGUCUCGUACGAGGAAUGCAUCCGCGCCUGCGGUUGAAACUAUAUGUUUGAAGAGCCCCAGGAACCACUCCCGCCAUCAUACUCUAAAUGUCAUCUGCCCUUUGUCACGCGGAAGAAACCAUUUCACGUGUAAAUGACUCUUCUGUGCAGUAAGGCUGCCUUGCGACAUUUUCGCAUGGGCGUCAAUCGACCCGCUCCUUCUGUGGUUCAAAGCCUGAGCUUUUCUUGAUAAUGCGAUGGAUUUGGUCAAAGUACGUUACAGUUUCAGAAGACGCAUUCAUCGAGCGCAAUACGACAAACAGAUUGAGUAGAAGUUCGCUGUCACCUAAGUAAUAGAUUACAUAUGUCGGCAAGAACCCGGUGAAGUGCAAGGCUGCGUAUUUCAAUCAUUCAGUCAAUCAAUUAAUCAAUCAAUUUUAUUUACCAGAAAGAAAAGGAACUGGAGGGACACCUGGGCAAAAAGCUGUCGCAGCAGCUUGACGGAGGCCCAGGGUCCCUUACAUGGCAGUGGCACUCACAUUAUAUAUACACAGAAGGCUUUACACACAACAAACAUUACACAUCGCGCGUAUGCAUAAAAAAGGACAUUUUUCACUUGAAUGCAAUGUACUAAAGUGUCGCUAUAAAGAAAUAAAGUAAUCAUGCAAAUCA